Messenger RNA from Cherax quadricarinatus, 1896 nucleotides. NCBI's taxonomy places the organism in Eukaryota, Metazoa, Arthropoda, Malacostraca, Decapoda, Parastacidae. The record is from RefSeq and is a predicted model, not a curated record.
CAAUAUGACGCAGAUCUUUGUGUGACGUGAUGUUCGUUAUAAUGAGCUUGGAGUAUGUGGACACAGGAAAUGUGGAAAGGAAGUGUGUUGAUACCAGGCCAGACGGAUGAGCCCAAGAUUCAGUGUUACCCUCGCUGCCUUCAAUGGAUGCUGCCUACACUCCUGCUACUUAUAAAGGAUGUUAGGGGUUAAAUUCGUUUCUCUGAGGGUUGUGUCAACAGACGUCAUCCAGUGCUGGGAGGAUAUGCCUUCCACGUAAGCGCUAUAGUUACUCCGCUUGGUUGAUGACGGACGGUGCCUACAGCUGAGUGCUUUCUAAAUCUUGGUCAUAACUACAUGAUGCAGCCCACACUGGUCUGCCUUCUCAGCGUGCUCUGCUGGGCAGCCGCAUCCUCGCCUCCACCUACAACAGGAGGAUGAGGCGUUGUUGGUUGAGUUGAUGUUAGAGAGUUCUGUUACCAAGACUAACACCAGCCUGGUGGUGCUGCUAACACCAAACUCCUGGAGCACUCUCAAGCUUAACCUUCACAAGAACAAGCUGCUGGUGGUGGUGACUGGCACCAACACUGCUCUACACUACACCACUCGGGUCCAGCUUGAUGUGUUGCAUCACAUAGGUGUUGAUAGCGUCUCCUCUACAUGUGCACCAUUACACCUGGCUGAGGUUGAUCUGGCCUGCCUCUACGAUCAAGGUGAGGACUCAAUUAGAGCAGACAAGAGCCACACCCAGGCUGAGAACACCACACACGUCCAGGGUACACCAGCCUGGCCUUUCUUCUUGGUGUUUCUCUUGUUGCUGGUAGUGUGUAUCCUCUUCCUGGCCUGGCGCUACCAACACAACCAGAUCAAGCUAAAACGUCGAUUCCAGGAGGAAACUGAAGCUGCUAUGAAGAGGGCCGGUGAAAGACAACCUCAGAGAUCGAGUCGAGAAGCCAGCCGAGAUGACAAGGAAGACAGCCAGGACACUAAUGAGGACAGCGAGGGACACAGAGUGAGCGAUCGUGUACAGUACUCCACCAUCCUUAUGAGCUACGACGGCCCUUGCACUACUGACGAUGAAGAACGCUCUCAGAUUUACACUAACAUUCCGCGGACUAGCAACACUGGUGGUGUACUCAAAGCUGCCUCGGCCUGGUCUUGACCUCCCUCUCUUUACUACCAAAUGAUCUGCCUCGUAUUUAUCUCACUUAAAACAACGAUCUGGUGAUUUUUUUCAUACAUUUUGUAGAAUUUUGACUGUAGCAACUUAAAUAAUAGUGCUUCUCAGUGUUUAUUUUUUUGUCCCGUGAAACUUUAUGACAACCCCGCCUCUUGUAAGACUGUGACAGCCCCGCCUCUUGUAAGUUUGACAGCCCCGCCUCUUGUAAGUUUGACAGCCCCGCCUCUUUUAACUUUAUCCAUCAGAGACAAGUGCUGAAUACAUGACCCAUUCACUGACUUAUUAACAGCUUCGUAAAGAUUUCCUUAAUAUGUUAAUAUGAAUGGUGACAUUGAACCCAGUGUACAGUAUAUUUUUUUAUAUCAGUAUAUGUGUACGUCAGGAAAAAGAUCACUUUAACGCCAUAGGAAUAUUACAAGCUUUGUUGCAGUGCUCUUUACGUUAUAAUCAAUUACCAAGUGUUAUAGUUGAUAAGUCAGACAAUGAUUUUGUUGGAGGGGAACGCUAUGACCUCAGUUUCAUGUAUAUAUGCAAGUGUAAAACAAAUGAGGAUAAGAAGGCUCAAGAGACAGCAGUGACACUCAGUGUUCAGGCACUGCUGCUUCCUGCUAACUACAGUGACGUCUGAGACACUGCACACCUUACUCCAUAUAACAAUGUUUCACUGGUAUCCCAGUGGUAAAAUUUUGGGUUCACAAUAUAAAAGAGCCUGAGUUUAAUACCCGGGCGAAGCAAGA